AUGACUAUUCUGCCGAAGAAACCACCCCCUCCGUCUCUACCAUCAGCCGAUGGAGAAGCCAAUCCAGACGGUGAACCGGCAGGGCCUAAUGUUAACCAGGUUGGUCCAGAUCGAGGAGAAGGACCUGGCGCUGGUCCCUCCUCAGGGGUCAGAUCUCGAGCUUCACCACCACUAUGGGUUUCGGGUGGGGGCAGUCGAGGUGGGGUAUCUGUGGGCUCACGGGGGCAAGCCUCAUCGUCCCCUGGCCCAGGACCGCCUCCCCCCGGUGGGGCCAGUACUAGCCCCACGGCAGGGGACGGCCUGGGCCUGUGCGCCCUUGGAGGCCCAAUUGGAAGCCCGAUCGGCUGUUGUUCGGGACCUGGCGUUAGUAAGAGGCGGCGUCAGCAAACUAAUAAUCUCGGAUGUGGUGUCUAUGGAGGUGGCAGCCCGGAUCCGGAAGGGGCAGGAUAUAACAGUGAGGACGAGUACGACGCUGCAACUUCACGUAUUGAAGCCAUGGAUCCCGCCACUGUGGAGCAGCAGGAACAUUGGUUUGAGAAGGCCCUGAGAGAUAAGAAAGGUUUCAUUAUCAAGCAGAUGAAGGAGGAUGGGGCUUGCUUAUUCAGAGCUGUGGCAGACCAAGUAUAUGGGGAUCAGGAUAUGCAUGAAGUUGUCCGGAAACAUUGCAUGGACUAUUUGAUGAAGAAUGCAGACUAUUUCUCUAACUAUGUUACCGAAGAUUUCACCACCUACAUUAACCGGAAACGAAAGAACAAUUGUCAUGGCAACCACAUUGAGAUGCAGGCCAUGGCUGAAAUGUACAACAGGCCAGUGGAAGUAUAUCAAUAUAGCACAGAGCCGAUCAAUACAUUUCAUAGCAUUCAACAAAAUGAAGAUGAGCCUAUCCGGGUCAGCUAUCACUGUAACAUCCAUUACAAUUCUGUGGUGAAUCCUAACAAAGCCACUAUUGGUGUGGGCCUGGGGCUUCCUUCUUUCAAACCAGGGUUUGCUGAGCAGUCCCUUAUGAAGAAUGCCAUAAAAACAUCAGAGGAGUCAUGGAUUGAGCAGCAGAUGCUUGAAGAUAAGAAGCGAGCCACUGAUUGGGAGGCAACUGAUGAGGCUAUUGAAGAACAAGUGGCUCGGGAAUCCUACUUGCAAUGGCUUCGGGAUCAAGAGAAACAGUCUUGGCAGGUUAAGGGCCAAACUCAGUCCCAGAAAGCUUGUGCCACAUGCACCUCAGCUACAGCAGCUACAUCCAGCAGCCUAGAUGAAUGGAGUGUCCGGUCUCCAAGACAGCGAGCCACUGAGCAGCCAGAGCUGGUCCACAAGCCUCCCUCACCAAGCCAUGCCCUCACCUUCACAAAACCCCCUUCACCCAGUAUUCCAGGACCAAGUAGCCAGUCAGCAGCAGGAAGUGACCGUUCUUCUUCUCCACUUGUAUCCUUAUAUCCUGCUUUGGAAUGUCGGGCCUUUUUUCAACAGAUGUCACCCACUGCAUUUGGUCUCAAUGACUGGGAUGAUGAUGGGAUAUUGGCUUCAGUCCUUGCUAUCUCCCAACAGGAAUACCUGGACAGUAUGAAGAAAAGCAUCAUGCAUAGAGAUGUACCAUCAGACAAGAGCUAAUAACCAGGGCCUGGAAGUCCCUUCCAUUCUACUCAUUCUACUCCCCAUCCACUGCAUUUCCCCCUCCCCUCCCCAGGUACUGUAAGGGACACAUACACACCUAUGGCCAAAAUCUGUCCAGUCCACUAUAAUAUGUUCACUUCCCUCUUAUACUUCUUAACAAUCUCCAUUCCUUGCUCUGCUGAAAUCCAAUAAAUAGUUAAAUAAGGGAUAGAUACACUUGGAAAAGAAAGAAAAAAAAUGUCAAAUUAGCAUCCCUCUUUGGUAUUAUCUAAAGUGCCUUCUGCAUAAACACCUCUUUGUUGAUACCUGUUCAAGGUAUUUCAGGAGAGGCCUUAAAGGCUUCCCCCUCUCCAAAACUUGCCUCUCACCCCUACACUUCCAAGGAUACACAAUACCAUCUGUGAUUAGGUGUCUUUCCUCCUUCAUCCAACUGAAUUAAAACAUUUUAUUUUUUAAAAAAAGACAUACUGGCCUGAGUACAUGGUUGCAGAAAACUGGGGAAUGGUUUAGAGAAGAGACACUCCAGAUUAACUAAGUAACUAUCUUUUAUUCCUUGCCUCACCUACUUUCUCACUCUGUUUCUUUGUUAAAUUAAACAAUGAAUAUAAAACUUCUUUUCCUUGUGGGGCUUUUGGACAAUAAAACACCAGAGCUCAAAA
This is a messenger RNA of Monodelphis domestica (gray short-tailed opossum), 2264 nucleotides long. It is a transcript of the gene OTUD5Y, whose product is annotated as OTU domain-containing protein 5. Gene Ontology annotation, biological process: protein deubiquitination. Lineage: Eukaryota; Metazoa; Chordata; Mammalia; Didelphimorphia; Didelphidae. The record is from RefSeq and is a predicted model, not a curated record. Gene Ontology annotation, molecular function: cysteine-type deubiquitinase activity; K63-linked deubiquitinase activity.